CCAUUAUGAUGGUCACGCUCAGCGACUAUAAAGCUCGCUUUCAAUAGAUGACGGUUGCUCCCUAAUACCUCGCUUCACUUGGUAUAAUGGCUGAAUCAUCUCUCACACUACUUGGAGACAAGUUCAACACCGAUAGGGAAUAUGUUAAAAAACUCAUUGCACAGGACGCCUCAGGUGGUUGGAAUGAAUCAUGGAAGCAGGGUGUAACGCCUUGGGAUAGUGGUGAUGUACAGCUUUCCUUGCAAGGCUUGCUUCUUUCUGCGUCGCUGGACCUGCCGAGGGAAGGACGGGCCCUUGUCCCUGGCUGUGGAAGGGGCUAUGACGCUUUACUGAUCGCGUCUAAACUUGGCCUUGACACUCUCGGUCUUGACAUAUCCCCUGUCGGCGUUCAAGCUGCACGAGAUCAGUUAAACUCGGCACCCGAGGGUCUGUUGUCUGGUAUUGAAAAGGUGUCCUAUGAAGCGACAGACUUUUUCACAUUCAAAGUGCCAGAUGAUCAGAAAUUCUCGCUCAUAUAUGACUACACGUUUUUCGUCGCAAUUCCUCCCGAACGUCGCAACGAGUGGGGAUGCCAGAUGUGUGCGCUCAUCAAGCCCGGAGGAUAUCUUAUCACACUUGUGUUCCCGCUCGGACUUCCUUUAGAAGGCUACGUUGGCCCACCAUUCCACGUUGAUCCCGAAGAUUAUAUUGAACCCUUGGGUCAAGGAUGGGAGAAAGUGUAUGACAAGGUUCCGGAGAUCGUGAGGGAGGGGCGCAAAGGAACCGAAAGGAUGGUGGUAUGGAGAAGAAUCUGAUGAAGGCUGCUAUCAUUAGCGGCUGCUGUGAUGAAUAGCCAUAUAUGCCUUGGCGGCACUGUAUUAUGUGCAUGUACUACACUACUUCAAAGUAAUGUGACAUGCUUAUUCUCUCA
This is a messenger RNA of Serpula lacrymans var. lacrymans S7.9, 910 nucleotides long. RefSeq lists its product as uncharacterized. The transcript is spliced from 5 exons. Gene Ontology annotation, molecular function: S-adenosylmethionine-dependent methyltransferase activity. The record is from RefSeq and is a predicted model, not a curated record. NCBI's taxonomy places the organism in Eukaryota, Fungi, Basidiomycota, Agaricomycetes, Boletales, Serpulaceae. Bases 87 to 794 code for a protein of 235 amino acids.